Molecule: messenger RNA, 2733 nt
Organism: Arthroderma uncinatum
Lineage: Eukaryota; Fungi; Ascomycota; Eurotiomycetes; Onygenales; Arthrodermataceae
Product: serine/threonine protein kinase
Exons: 2
Coding region: 1-2733 (910 amino acids)
Biological process (GO): intracellular calcium ion homeostasis; calcium ion transmembrane transport
Cellular component (GO): membrane
Molecular function (GO): calcium channel activity; calcium ion binding
Source: RefSeq, a predicted model, not a curated record
AUGUCCGGGCGUCCUGGCGGCAUCGGCAAACGCUUCUCUCACGAUAGAUUCACGUUGCUACAAGACUCCGACCCCAGAAAUAUUGACAGCGGCAUGUCCAAGGACGCCACCAUCGACAUCCCCCUGACGGCUGUCCCCAGCAUCCCGCAGACGGGUGCCCGCAAGCCAGACUCGGACGGUGAACACUACUUCGAAAAGGACCGAGAUGGCACCGCUGACGGCGGCGGUGGUGUUGGCGGCCACCGUCAGGCCCGUACGAGCGACGGCGAGAAGUCAGCUCGCUCAGACGAAGACGGAACAAUAACUCGCAUGGGCCGCUUCUAUAACAAGAUCCUCAACUUCUCCGUCGUCACUAGAUACUUCAUCUACGUCCUGCCGCUGGCGUUGCUGUUCGCCGUGCCUAUCAUUGUCGGUGCGGUGGCCGUUCCCACCGCGAGCAUCGGUGGUGUCCGCAUCGUCUGGUUCUUUGCCUGGGUUGAGAUCGUCUGGCUGAGUCUGUGGGUGUCCAAGGCCGUGGCUCAUUAUGUGCCGUUUCUCUUUCAGUUCCUGUGCGGUAUCGUCAGUUCGGGGACGAGGAAAUAUGCCCUCAUCCUCAGAGCGUUGGAGAUUCCUCUCUCCCUUGUUGGCUGGGCCAUCACCUCGCUCGCUACUUUUAUACCGGUGAUGACACGCAAUCCGGAUAAUAUCAAAGAUCCAGCCGGUAUUCAGCCAUGGCAGAGCGUGGUCAACAACCUGCUAUUUGCAUGCUUCAUCUCGUCUCUCAUCCUGGCAGCUGAGAAGGUCCUCGUUCAGCUCAUUUCCAUCUCCUACCACCGCAAACAGUUCGACGGCAAGAUCAGGGAAUCCAAGCGUAACGUUCAUCUCAUCGGCAUGCUCUACGCUGCAUCCCGCAAGAUGUUUCCCGAAUAUUGCAAGGAGUUCGAGAUGGAGGACUACAUCAUCAACGACUCCAUCAUUGGAGUAGCCGGGAAGAAGAAGCAACAUAACCGCUCCGGCUCGGCCUCGCCCAUGCGUCUUAUCCAGAACGUCGGUCAGAACGUAGGCCGUGUGGGAGACAAGAUCACAGCUGCUUUCGGCCAUGUUGCUCAUGAAAUCACGGGAAAGCAGGUGUUCAACUCAACUUCUACGCAUUCUAUAGUUAUCUUGGCAUUGGAGAAACGGAAGUCUUCUGAAGCUCUUGCCCGUCGUCUGUGGAUGUCCUUUGUUCUUCAGGGCCGGGACGCGCUAUAUCUUGAGGAUCUGUAUGAUGUCUUUGGACCAGACCACCGCAGCGAGGCAGAGGAGUGCAUGGCCGCCCUUGACAGAGAUGAUAACGGUGACAUCAGUCUGGACGAGAUGAUUCUCACCGUCACCGAGUUCGGCAAAGCAAGACAGUCAAUGAGCAAAUCCAUGCACGAUGUCGACCAGGCAAUCAACGUUCUCGACAACCUUCUACUCGCUGUCGUAUUCAUCCUCAUCGUUCUUGUUUUCAUUGCUUUCCUUAACAAGGGAUUCGGUACCACCCUCGCUGCUGGAGCUACGGCAUUGCUAUCCAUGUCCUUCGUUUUUGCUACCACUUGCCAGGAAGUACUCGGAUCCUGCAUCUUCUUGUUCGUGAAACAUCCUUACGACGUUGGUGACCGUGUACACAUCAACGACAACGAACUGAUGGUCGAGCACAUCUCCCUCCUCUUCACCGUGUUCCGUGAUAUCCAAAACCACAAGACUGUUCAGGUACCCAACAUCGUUCUAAACACCCAAUGGAUCGAAAACGUCACUCGCUCAAAGGCCAUGCGUGAACAGCUUACUCUAACUGCUGAUUUCGGUACAUCGUUCGGUGAUGUCCAACUUCUCAAGCGUGAGAUGCAGGCCUUUGUCCGCGCAAAGGAUAACUCUCGUGAUUUCGCACCCGACGUUGACGUUGAAGUCAGCGGACUAGGAGAUAUGAAUAAACUCGAACUCAAGAUUGAAAUCCGCCACAAAUCUAAUUGGCAUAAUGAAGUUGUUCGGGCCACAAGACGCUCCAAGUUCCUCUGUGCGCUUGUUCUGGCUGUUAAGAAGAUUCCUAUCUAUGGACCUGGAGGAGGCGAUGCGGCACUCGGAGAUAUCUCUAAACCAUCUUACUCUGUAUCCAUCUCCCACGAACAAGCUCAACACAGCAAAGAUGAAUACGCCGAGAAGAAGGAGGCCAAACGCAUGAUCCCCACAGACCAAAUGGAUGAGGCUCUCUCCGCUGAUCCUGCCCCAUUAUCGCCACACCCUGCCGCCGGCCCGUCCGCAGCAGCCGCUGCCGCUGCGACCUCCGCUUCUGGCCUAGCAUACCGCGGCUCAACAGCCAGCAACACCACGUCAGGCGUUCAAUCACCGAAUAACCCUGAAGCUGCAUUCGCUAGCGCCCUCAACUCCCGCCCACCGAUGGAAAGUACACCAUCCUCAGCGGCAAUGAACAACGAGAAUCUCAUCCGCGGUCCAUCAACGGGCCAUAGGCGCGUGAGCCAGAAUCCCGUUGGCGGAACCUCUAAUUAUGACGGACAUGGCCGUAUGGGCAUGUCGCCUAAUACGCCAGCCGCGGAAUAUCAAGAAUACGGACAUGAGUAUUCCAAUAAUCCGUUUAGGGCCGCUAGCCCCCAGGGACAGGCAUAUGGUCAACAACCACAGCCUGGAUCCUCGAGCCAGGGAAACGUUCAUCCCGCCACCAUCAUAGCUAGAGGCCAGGGACAGCCACAGCCCGGUCAAGGACCUCCACGCGCAUGA